This is a messenger RNA of Acanthoscelides obtectus, 864 nucleotides long. NCBI's taxonomy places the organism in Eukaryota, Metazoa, Arthropoda, Insecta, Coleoptera, Chrysomelidae. The record is from the annotation of a GenBank genome assembly.
AUGGAACUCAACCGAGAACAUUUUCGCGCCAUAAUUUAUUACAACUUUCAGAGACAAUUAUCGCAUCAAGAAUGCCUUGCUGAGUUACUGUCUGUUUUCGGCAACGAAGCGCCACAUCAGUCGACAAUUUCCCGUUGGUAUGUAGAAUUCAAACGUGGACGGGUGAGUCUUAGCGACAUUCCCGGGGUGGGUGCACCAAAAACGGCAGUCACCCAGGAAAACGUCGAUGCUGUGCGCAAACUCAUCAUUGAAGAUAGACAUGUGACAUAUCGCGAGAUUGAGGCCUCCUUGAAGAUCUCAAAGACCUCAAUUCAAAAAAUUUUACAUGAAGAAUUAGGAGUAAUAAAAUUAGUUUCUCGUUGGAUACCCUACCUGUUGACUGAAGAGCAGAAAGCAGCCAGGGUUAAUCGCGUUGUUAGUGGUGAUGAAUUGUGGAUUUACGGUUAUGAACCCGAAAAUAAACGACAGUCGGCUGUUUGGGUGUUCCAAGGUGAAGAAAAGACAACAAAAGUCAUCCGUUCUCGAAGUGUUUCGAAAAAGAUGGUCGCGACAUUUGUGUCAAAAGCGGAUAAUGCAAGCUCGCACACAGCUAAAAUAAAAAGGCAGUAUUUAACGGAAGAGAACGUGGCAUUAUUGGACCAUCCUCCGUAUAGUCCCGAUCUAAGUCCUAACGAUUUCUUUACUUUCCCGAAAAUUAAAAACAGACUGCGUGGUCAAAGGUUCCAGUCACCAGAAGAAGCAGUUGACGCAUUCAAAAAUGCCGUUUUGGAUCUGCCAGCAAACGAGUGGAAUAAGUGCUUCGAAAAUUGGUUCGAGCGCAUGCAGAUGUGUAUUAAUCUUUGUGGAGAAUACUUCGCAAAAUAA